Didymosphaeria variabile is the source of this 1554-nucleotide messenger RNA. RefSeq lists its product as uncharacterized. Gene Ontology annotation, molecular function: oxidoreductase activity. NCBI's taxonomy places the organism in Eukaryota, Fungi, Ascomycota, Dothideomycetes, Pleosporales, Didymosphaeriaceae. The transcript has a single exon. Gene Ontology annotation, cellular component: cytoplasm. Bases 1 to 1554 code for a protein of 517 amino acids. The record is from RefSeq and is a predicted model, not a curated record.
AUGGCGACUCCCGUUAUUGACAUUCUCUUAUCCCCUUCCUCAAUCAUACCCGCACAACAAGCGGUGCUCAACCGCAUCCAUAGUGAUCCAGGCAUUCCGAGCGCGGUCAACACGUCAAAAUCAUUCUGGUUGAAAGACCCGCAUCCCACAAUCGACAAGGCGCAGUCGUCAACUCUGCCAGAAAAGGCAGACAUUGCCAUUAUCGGCUCUGGAAUCACGGCAGUCUCAAUUCUAUACCAUCUUCUGGAUCUGCAUUCCCGUCAGAGCCAUGGCGAGGUGCCAGACUUCUCCAUCGUUAUGCUGGAAGCGAGAAGUACGAGUAGCGGAGCGACAGGUCGCAAUGGCGGCCACAUCCUGCCCACUGGCGAAGAGUACUCCGCCAUGAAAGGCCUGCUUGGCAAGGGAGCCGCUGUAAAACUACUGAAAUUUCGAUUUGCACAUGUGCAGACGCUUCUCGAUCUUGCAGAUCGUCUCGGUGUCGCGGAAGCGUCGCAAGCCAGGGCCGUGCAAUUUGUCAGUGUGUACCACGAUGAGCAUGAGUUCCAUGACGCCUGCGCCAGCCUGAAAGAGAUGAAAAAAGAUCUUCCCGAGGAAACAAAGUCUUUCAAGGCGUAUGAAGCUGAAGCUGCGAAGAAGGAAUUCGGGCUAGCGUACGCUACAGGCGCCAUCACUGGGCCCGCAGGCGCCCUUUGGCCUUACAAGUUCACAACUGCCAUCCUCUCCGACAUCUGCACGAAAUAUCCAAAGCACUUCCGACUAGAAACCGGCACCAGUGUGCAAACCAUCAGCAUCGACAGCAACACAGACGCAGCGUACCCGCACGUACUGCAGACAAACCGAGGCCCCCUCCGUGCGAAACACAUUGUCCACGCAACAAAUGGGUACGUAGGACAUCUAGUACCCGGCUUCCGUGGUCGGGUAUUCCCGCUGCGAGGCCAAAUGAGCGCGCAAGCACCCGGUCAAACCUUCGGCUUCCAGGGCACUAAGCACUCCUGGCUCAUCAACUACGGCGACAAGUUCGACUACCUCACCCAGCUUCCUGUGGCGCCGCCUGCCUCGCACGGCGAGAUGAUGCUAGGCGGCGGCAUUGCGCCCGCGAGCAGGCAGGGUCUCGCAGAAAUCGGAGUAGCAGACGACUCUGCGUUGAGCGCGGAUAUCGACGUACAUCUUUCGGGCGCGCUGAGCGCAGUCUUUGGCCACGGGAACUGGGGCCCCACGCAAGGUAACAGCGUCAAGUAUAUGUGGACUGGCAUCAUGGGCUUCAGCGCCGAUGGGUUCCCUUGGGUCGGCAAGCUGCCCGCGAGCCUCACGCAUCGGGAGUCUGCGUGUACCAGCAAAGUUGGAGGCUGUGAGUGGGCGGCUGUGGGGUACUCGGGAGAGGGUAUGGUCCAUGCAUGGCUGUGUGGAAAGGCGUUGGCUAUUCUGAUACGCGGCGAGGAUGGGAAAAGUGUGGAAGAUUUAAGGUCACUGGAGGAGUGGUUUCCUGCGCAAAUACUAAUUUCGGACGAUCGCGUAAAGAAUUCCAAGCUUCCCAUUACCAUAAAUAAACUUUAG